Molecule: messenger RNA, 630 nt
Organism: Nylanderia fulva
Lineage: Eukaryota; Metazoa; Arthropoda; Insecta; Hymenoptera; Formicidae
Source: RefSeq, a predicted model, not a curated record
AUGACUGUUAAAGCGACUCAUCUGGAACUAGUAGGUGAUUUGUCAACGCCGUCUUUCGUGGCUGCUUUCGAUCGGUUCUGUGCUCGUCGAGGUGUUCCAACCGCGAUGUAUUCGGACAACGCCACUAAUUUUCAGGGAGCUCAACGCGAACUAGCUACUGCUUGGCAUACGGCUACUCACGAUUCGAAUAUUUUAAACAACCUCGCGGAGAAAGGCAUCAGUUGGAGAUUCAUUCCUCCGUCCUCUCCACAUUUCGGUGGAUUAUGGGAGGCCUGCGUUCGGAGCGUUAAGUUUCAUCUAAAGCGCGUCAUCGGUGCUCACACGCUCACAAUCGAAGAGAUGAGCACCUUAUUAUGUAAAGUCGAAGCGUGUCUAAAUUCGCGGCCUCUCGGGCAGAUGUCGGAUAAUUACGAUGAUUAUCACGCUCUUACUCCGAGCCACUUUCUCAUUGGAUCCUCGAUGCUAACGAUGCCAGAAACGUCUCUACUCGACGAAAAGGAAACGCGUCUUACCCGAUGGCAGCUCAUUCGUCAAAUGCGCGAUAGUUUAUGGAAGCAAUGGUCACAGGACUAUCUGCACACGUUGCAACAACGGCCUAAGUGGCGUGAAAGGCAGAGUUUAGCCCGGUAG